AACCGAACCCAAACCCAAACCCAAACCCAAUCCGUAACCGAUACUGAUUUCCUUCAAUAACAAGAAGCAGCAAUAAAAAGCAAAAGGAGUCGACGCAACCUUUCCCUUCUCUAUAUAAUUCAACAACCAAACUUUUAUUUCAGUUUUCAAAUUCAAUUUCACAAAAAAAUUCUCUCUUCUGUAUAGUUUCUCUUUCAAAUUUCGGUUAUCUGAUCAUAAAUUUAGUAUUAUUAUUAAUUUUUAUGGCUACGGAAGGUUUGGAGUCAUCACCGGUGUCGCCGGAGAAUAUAGGAGUGGAGUCGGCGGUAGCGAUGGAAUUUUUAUUGAGUGAUGAACCGAUGUCGUUUAAUACUCCAGCAACAGCAAGAGUACCGAGACGGAUACGAAAAAGACUGGCUGAAGAGGCUAAUAAUAAGAGUCCGUGUACUGUUGAAGAUAUCGAAGCUAAACUUAGACUUGCCGAUCUUCGUAGACAGCAAUUCUAUGAGACCCUGUCAAGCAAAGCAAGGCCAAAGCCUAGAAGCCCCUCAAGGUCUUCUUCAUCCCAUGAGGAAGACCUUGGUCAACGUCUUGAAGCCAAGCUUCAUGCUGCAGAGCAGAAGAGGUUGAGCAUUCUGGAAAAUGCCCAGAAGCGCCUGUCUAAGUUGGAUGAGUUGCGCCAGGCUGCAAAAACUGGGGUAGAAAUGCGAUAUAAGAGAGAAAGGGAGAGGCUUGGUACAAAGGUAGAAUUGCGGGUUCAGCAAGCAGAGGCGAAUAGAAUGCUUAUCUUAAAGGCAAAAAGACAAAGAAGAGCUAGCCUAAAGGAGAGGAGAUCCCAAUCAUUGUUGAGGCGAAUGGCACGCGAAAGCAAGUACAAGGAGUGUGUACGUACUGCGAUGCAUCAAAAACGCGCUGCUGCUGAGAGAAAGAGAUUGGGAUUAUUGGAAGAAGAAAAGAAGAGGGCAUGCUCUAGGUUGCAGCAAGUCAGGCGAGUGGCUAACUCGGUCUCUCACCAUCGUGAGAUAGAGAGACGGAGAAUGAGAGAUCAGUUGGAAAAUCGUCUGCAAAGGGCAAAGAGACAAAGAGCAGAGUAUCUGAGGCAGAGAGGAAGGCAACGUAAUUCUGUUCGAGUGAAUUGGAAUCAAAUGCAGAAGCAAGCUGAUCUCCUUUCCAGAAAAUUAGCAAGAUGCUGGAGGCAGUUCAUUAAGUCGAGCAGAACUACAUUAGACUUGGCAAAGGACUAUGAAGCCCUGAAAAUAAAUGAAAGUUCUGUAAAAUCAAUGCCGUUUGAGCAUCUUGCCCGUCUUAUUGAAUCUGCUACUACGUUACAGACUGUAAAAGCUCUACUUGAUCGACUUGAGAGCCGCUUUAGAGUUUCCAGGAUAGUUGGUAGCAAUCAACCAGCCAAGUUGGACAACAUUGAUCAUCUUUUGAAAAGAGUAGCCACCCCCAAGAAAAGGAACAGUCCUAGGACUUCUUUAAGGAGUAGAGAGACAAAAAAAGUAGGUUCUUCCAGGGAGACAUCCAGAAGUCCAGUUAAGUUGAUGAGGUAUCCAGUGAGAAUAGUCCUUUGUGCCUACAUGAUUUUGGGGCAUCCAGAUGCUGUUUUCAGUGAUCAAGGAGAGCAUGAGAUCGCUCUGGCAAAGUCUGCUGAAGAUUUUAUUCAACAGUUUGAAUUGCUGAUGAGGAUUAUACUAGAUGGCCCUCUACAUAGUUCGGAUGAGGAAUCCGACUCUUUGUCACCAAAACGCUAUACCUUCAAAUCUCAGCAAGUAGCUUUUGAUAGAGCAUGGUGCACCUACUUGAACUGCUUUGCAGUGUGGAAGGUGAAGGAUGCUCAGUCAUUGGAAGGAGACUUGGUGAGAGCCGCUUGCACACUUGAGCUUUCUAUGAUUCAAAAAUGCAAGCUGACACCAGAAGGGGAAAGUGAGGCACUUAGUCAUGAUUUGAAAGCCAUUCAGAGCCAGGUUACAGAGGACCAAAAGCUUUUGAGGGAAAAGAUACAUCACUUAAGUGGAGGUGCUGGGAUUGAGCGCAUGGAAUGUGCUCUUGCAGAAACACGAUCCAAAUACUUCCACGCACAAAAAAAUGGAAGUCCAACAGGGUCACCAGUAACACACAUCCUCUCUCAUAGUGCAUCUAGUUCUCCUGCUGCUCCUCCUGUUGAUAGUCCUGGUGACAGAGAUGAUAUGAUUGAGGGUACUGAGAGGUCAAGCCGUGUAGUGCGCUCCUUAUUUAAAGAUGUUGCUUUGGCAAAUGAAGAAGUUAGUUCUUCUGCAACUGAUAGCAGCCAUCUUGAUACUCAGAUGGGCCCUGCUGGAAGAUUGAUAACAGAGAAUGAAUUGAUUGUAAAUGAAUUUCUUCAUGAGCGGCGCCAUAGCUUUGCUGAUAGAUUCAAUUAUGAUGAAGAAGACGGCAUCAAGGCAAAGAUAAGAAAGACUAUGGAAGAGGCUUUUUGGGAUGGAAUCAUGGAGUCCAUCAAGCAGGAUGAACCCAGCUACGAUAGGGUUAUUGCACUUGUGAGGGAGGUUAGAGAUGGAAUUUGUGAAAUGGCUCCAGAAAGCUGGAAACAAGAGAUUGCUGAAUCUAUUGACUUCGACAUUCUCUCUCAGGUGCUAAAAUCGGGUAACCUAGACAUUGGUUAUCUUGAAAAGAUUCUAGAUUAUGCAUUAGGUACCCUGAGGAAGCUCUCUUCCCCAGCCCAUGAGGAUGAGCUGAUAGCUGCACAUCAGUCAUUAUUGAAAGAGCUGGCUAAGACAUGUCAAACCCAAGAUGAGUCGCAGGGUUCACAUGCCGUCGCGAUGAUCAAGGGUCUGCGAUUUGUACUAGAGCAGAUUCAGGCUUUGAAGCAAGAGAUAAGUAAAGUGCGUAUCAAACUGAUGGAGCCUCUGUUGAAGGGACCUGCUGGACUAGAUUACCUCAGAAAAGCUUUCGCCAAUCGAUAUGGAUCUCAUGCUGAUGCCUAUACAUCUCUACCAUUAACCAAUAGGUGGCUUUCAUCUGUCAGGAAUGACAAAGAUCAGGAAUGGCAAGAGCAUGUUAAUUGUCUCUCGGCUUUGAUGAGCCAUAGUGACCAUGGGAAAUCAUCUCAGACGUUUCUUCCUUCCACCAUUCUCAGGACUGGUGGAAGGGGCAUGCUCAGAACAAAUGGAAGUGGAAUUGCCUCUUCCUCCGCUUCAAAUUCUACUGAUGUGGAUAUUGGAAAGCCAGAACCAGAAUGUAAUGGUGAAAAGAUUGAUCUGAUGGUGAGGCUUGGACUGCUGAAGUUAGUAAGUGGGGUUUCUGGUUUGACACAAGAAGCUCUACCUGAAACAUAUAUGCUUAACCUGCCUCGGUUGAGGGCUACCCAGGCUGAAAUGCAAAAGAUUAUAGUAACAGCUACCAGCCUUCUUGUUUGUCGGCAAACCCUCUUGAUGGAGCAAACAAUGGCUAGCAGCGCAGCAGACAUGGAAAGCCUAUUAUCAAAGUUGACGCAACAAUUGCUGGACGGCUUGGACCGUUCAAACGAUGUUGGAAUUGAAGAAAUAGUGGAAAUUAUUAGUCUAUCCUUGCAAAAUGGUGACAAACCAGUUAACGUCGAGAAACUGCAAUCGAGGAAGUUAGUGAUGGGUAGGAUGUUAGCUAAGAGCUUGCAGGCCGGAGACCCUGUUUUUGAAAAGGUCUCCAAGGCUGUAUAUUUGGCUGCAAGAGGAGUUGUGUUAGGCGGCAGCGGGCCUAGAGGAAAGAAACUAGUGGAGACUGCUCUGCGGCAAGUUGGGGCGGUGAUGCUGACCGAAAGGGUGGUGGAAACUGCUGAAGUUGUAGUGGUUGCAGCCGGCAUAUCGGUUGCGGUACAUGGGGCAUGGUAUGUAAAUUUGGUUGAUAAGAUGUGAUGGAUGUGCUUAUGUGAUUAAGGUUAAGAUUAUGGGAGUCUUGAUAAUACACAGUUGUACAUGGUAGUGGGUGUGUCUGUGUAAAGCUGUGUUUUAGGUGCAGUCUCAGAUGCGUUUGUAAAUGCAAUAAUAAUUAAUAUUUGACUGUAAUGCAGAAUUGUUAAGGGAUGGAAGUUUAUUUAAUGUAGAGGAAUAAAAUGUAAAUAUACAGUUCUUGGACAUAUAUUUUAUGUGCUAUAUAUUUUAGAGUUUGAAUUUAAA
Molecule: messenger RNA, 4112 nt
Organism: Mercurialis annua (annual mercury)
Lineage: Eukaryota; Viridiplantae; Streptophyta; Magnoliopsida; Malpighiales; Euphorbiaceae
Exons: 10
Coding region: 243-3851 (1202 amino acids)
Biological process (GO): signal transduction
Source: RefSeq, a predicted model, not a curated record